AUGACCAGUUUGUCACCAGCAUUAAUAGCGGUAAUAUUACUAUUAGUUUCUAAUAAAUCUGUACCAUGCAAAGGUCAAUGCCUAACUGGAAAUGAUAAUCCAGUAACAUUACGAAUAGAUGCUGCUCAGAAAUUAAGUGAUGCACGAUUUAAUUUUGCCCUUGAAGCUUUGAAACGGGUUGCUGACAUUGAUACUCAGGAUAAUAUUUUCUUCAGUCCGCAUAGUUUAUACGAGGCUUUAAGCUUAGCUUACUUUGGAGCUCGUAAUACUACAGAAGCAAUUCUUAAAAAAGCGCUUAAUAUACCCGAGGAUUUUUCUAAGAUUGAUGUACAAAGAUUUUAUGCAUUUAAGAAGUCAUUGGAAGAGGAACGCAAGAUAAACUCAUCUGGUAACUAUGAUUAUAAAGUAGCAAAUCACUUAUGGCUAAGUGAAGCGAAGAAAGUUCGCGAAUGUAUGCUCGAUUUUUUUGGUGGAGAUAUUGACCGAGCAGAUUUCAGACAAAAGGCUGAGGUAGUGAGACUGCAAAUUAACGCAUGGGUGAAAAAUACUACUCAUGGGAACAUUUGUGAUCUGCUACCUAAAAAUGCUAUCGAUGAAAGUACCGAUGCUAUUUUGGCAAAUGCUGUUUAUUUUAAAGGACUGUGGCAAAGUAGAUUUUUAUUCAGUAAUACAAAAAAAGAUGUGUUCUAUCUUGGCCAAGAUAAUAUGACUAUUGUGCAAUUUAUGAAUCAGAAAGGGUCAUUUAAUCAUAUGGUUUCUGAGGAACUCGGUGUACACAUCUUACAGCUGCCCUACAAAGGAGAAGAUAUUUCGAUGUAUAUUUUACUGCCGCCAUUCGUAUCCAGUCAGCAAAAUACUGCAUUACUUAAUCAUUCUAAAGUUGAUGGUGUACGCCAGUUGUUACAACGUAUCUCCGAUAAUAUAGACAGCGCUGCUGAAUUACGAGACAUCCUAGAUAAUGGUAUGCCGUCCCGUGAUGUUGAACUUGCUAUUCCCAAAUUCAAUCUAGAGCGUGAACUGCCAGUUAAAGAUCUUUUGCAAGCUAUGGGCGCUGGAGUUAUUUUUGAUUCUUCGGCUGAUUUUAGAGGUUUUACUGCCGAUGGCGAAACUAGUGUACAUUUAGGCGAUGCAAUACAUAGAGCCAAAAUUGAAGUGACUGAAGAUGGUACAACAGCUGCCGCCGCAACAGCACUCUUUAGUUUUCGAUCCAGUAGGCCCACAGAACCUGCUUAUUUUAUGGCUAAUCAUCCUUUUGCAUAUUUUAUAUAUGAUAGACCAUCCCAAUCAGUAUUGUUUGCUGGUAUUUUUCGAAAACCUAUUAAAAAAUAA
Molecule: messenger RNA, 1329 nt
Organism: Ceratosolen solmsi marchali
Lineage: Eukaryota; Metazoa; Arthropoda; Insecta; Hymenoptera; Agaonidae
Product: serpin B4
Exons: 4
Coding region: 1-1329 (442 amino acids)
Molecular function (GO): serine-type endopeptidase inhibitor activity
Source: RefSeq, a predicted model, not a curated record